CUACCGUACCUUACCGUAGCAGAGAAGACGACCACCUCCAUACAGCCACAAUGAACUCCAUCCAACUGCUCGCAGCAGCGUUCGUGCUCGGCCUGGUCGGACUGACCAGCGGCCAGCUCGUCUCGCCCGGCAUCUGCCAGAACUUUCCGGUGCACGUGAACUUCGAUGUGCCGCGCUACCUUGGCCUGUGGUACGAGAUUCGCCGCUACGAGCAGGUGUUCCAGCGUGGUGGUGAGUGCGUUACCGCCGAGUACUCGCUGAACGACGAUGGCAGCGUGCGCGUCUUCAACUCGAUGCUGGUGCCGCCCGGUCAGGUCCGCCAGUCCGAUGUGGGCCGUGCCGUGGUUGCCUUCCCCGAUGAGUCGCCGCUGGAGGCCAAGCUGAACGUUACCUUCGAUGCGACUGCCACCGACAUCUCCGCCAACUACUGGGUGCUGGGUACGGACUACGACAGCUACGCCGUCGUGUGGGGCUGCUUCGGAGUGGGCACGACGCUGCGUGCCGAAAGUGCCUGGAUCCUGUCCCGCACGCCCACGCUGACGCCGCAGGCUGAGGCCGAGGUUCAGCGCUACGUCGACCUGUACCUGAGCGAGGAUGACCUUCGUCCGACCGUCCAGAACUUGGACUUCUGCUGCACGAUCGAUCCCGAAGUUACCGCUUACCCGCAGUGCCCAACACAGUAAGAAGGGCAUUUGGAUGGUUGAGCAAAAACAACAGAAUUUAUUCCAUGAAUAAGAAUCCCAUGUUUUAAUGCCGGAAGACAAUAAAAUGUAAUCUUUAGAUGAAGUAAAAUUUAAA
Messenger RNA from Anopheles arabiensis, 798 nucleotides. RefSeq names its product apolipoprotein D-like. The transcript is spliced from 3 exons. The record is from RefSeq and is a predicted model, not a curated record. Gene Ontology annotation, molecular function: pigment binding. The coding region runs from base 51 to 683 and encodes 210 amino acids. NCBI's taxonomy places the organism in Eukaryota, Metazoa, Arthropoda, Insecta, Diptera, Culicidae.